This is a messenger RNA of Dipodomys ordii (Ord's kangaroo rat), 1434 nucleotides long. RefSeq lists its product as uncharacterized. The transcript is spliced from 9 exons. The coding region runs from base 1 to 1434 and encodes 477 amino acids. The record is from RefSeq and is a predicted model, not a curated record. Lineage: Eukaryota; Metazoa; Chordata; Mammalia; Rodentia; Heteromyidae. Gene Ontology annotation, biological process: G protein-coupled receptor signaling pathway. Gene Ontology annotation, cellular component: membrane. Gene Ontology annotation, molecular function: pheromone receptor activity.
AUGAGGCUUCUACCAGUGGACGUCAAUCAGUGUCUCCUGCUGUCUGGACAGCCUUGUUUACGGGGCAUCAAUCUGAUGUCGCCACAGGAGAGGCAAUCAGUCUCCCAGGUGCCGAAGGAAUUGCUUAGAGAACAUAUUAUGUUCAUGGAUCAGAAUAAUAUAAGUCAAACUCGUCAGAAAAAGAAGAGGAAAGAAGGGAAAAUCCACACUGAAGACUUAGAUUUAAGCCACACGCACUGGAGCAAGGUGGUGCAGAUGGAAAUCGCCCAGAUGACUCUGAAGAGUCAGGUGCAUGAAGAUAGCACCGAUGAGCUUCUUCAGAUCAAGUUGGAUUCAAAUCAUGUACAGAUAGAGCCUGGAGAGCAGGAAGAAUAUGAGGAAGAUGUAAAUCAGUUUCAGUUCCAGGGUCUGGCCACCGCCGCCACCGGCACCACCACUGCCGCCGUAGCAGCAGCUGCUGUAAACAAGACCAUCCAGGCAGCAGGUGACAGUGACUGUUUCCACUGGGAGAAGCCUUGUCACACCAAUCCUGCUAUACAUUGGUGGCUGGGCACCGGCAGCCUACCCAAGAUGCCAGACUGCUUCUGGGAAGCUGUUCUCUGUGAGCAGAAUUACGAAGCUCUCAACCUUGACAAGUCUGUGAGUAUCACGAUCACACUUCUGCAUGACCCCAUCUUGGUGCUCUUCCUCCUCUUUGAGGUUUUCCUUGGCUUCCUGGGGAAUUCGUUGCUCUUCUCGUGGUCAGUGCACAGCUGCCUGCACCAGCCGGCCCCGAGGAAACCUCUGGACCUCAUCCUGGCUGACCCAGGACCUCCUGCCCCUCUUGGGUGUGGGGGGACCCGGAUCCCUUUUCUUUUUCUGUUUGACCUGGGCUGCUGGGCGCUGCUCUAUGCCUACAGUGUAGCCUGCGCCCUAAACAUCUGUACACUGUUGCUUCUCACGGCCUUGCAGGUGGCCAACCUCCAUCCCGGCCACCUCACGGCACUCUGUGAAAGCGGCCAGCUGCGCCGUUACCACACCUCCACGAUGCUCUUGUAUGUCCUGAUCCUGCGAGAUGCCUUCUGUGUGGGCCUCACAUUUACCGCAAGCCUCUACAUGGUGACAUUCCUCUACAUGCAUCGCCACACAACCCGGCACCUGCACAGCCGUGCCCAGGUGUCCCCGUUGCAACGUGAGAUCAAAGCCACCCACAGCAUCCGCACGCUGGUAGCCUUCUUUGAGGGUGUAUUUGGCUUGAACAGCUUUGUCACUUUUUACUCGUUUUAUACACCGCAGGAAAACCCAGGCUUGGAGAAGAUGAGCAAGAUCCUGUCAUCCUGCUAUCCGACCAUCUGUCCUUUUGGCCUGAUGAGGCACAGGAGAGUGAUUUCCAAAUUUAUCGGUUCAUUUUCAAAGAUGCGAAUUUCCUUGACCGAGAGUACAUGCUGCUGCUGA